AAAUUGUUCUUGAUAUCCCUUCCAGUUGUAUGUGCAGGAUGUACAACAGUACAUCAAAUAAAAAGCAAAGACCUUCUACUAGCUAUUUGGUUAGACCGAGGCUGGGUCCUGCAAGGAGUCUAUUUUCAUCAAAACCCAUGAUGUCUUCGAUUAGUCAAGAUAAAAAGAAGAGAUCUAAAAAGUAUAGCGGUGGAAAAAUGGAUUUUCGGAAAAGACCAGAUUAUGCUGAUACAGCAUAUCGUGAAGCCGUUGGUAGACUUCGCAUUUUACUCGCAGAAAGUUAUACUCCUAUUAAAAGGCCACUAAGAGAAUUAGACAGUGCAGGAGAAGACACUGACAAUCAGUCUUUGAUUAGUGCUGGCAGCAGGACUUCCAAGAUUGCAACUCGCCCUUAUUAUCAAUAUCUCAGCAUGCUUCCUAAAAGAUAUUAUUAUCCAUCGAUUCGGCCGACAAGUAUCAUGCCCGCCGACACAGAAAAACAUAAUUCAAGUGCAGCCAAACUUGAAAAUAAUUCUGCACCACCAGAACUGAUGUCUUUUAUUGAAAAACAGGAGGACUACAUUGAACAGUUGGAAAAAGAAUCUAGAUUUUGUAGAGAAGAACUUUCGUCUUUAUUAAGUAAAGUUAAAGAUGUAAUAAGUGAAAAUGAAAACUUGCAUGAAAAACAGAAAUCCAACAUAAUGAAAUCAGUUUUUAAUCAUUUGGAAACGGAAACUGAAACCGAAACGGACAUAGAUUUGUCACAAAAGGUAUCUUUGUCCCCAAAAAAAGCAAAAAAGCAUAAAAUAUUAGAGGGACCGACAAUUGUUUUUGAAUCAAGAAUCUCAGAAUUAGAAGCGCAACUUACACAAGCCAAAAUUGACUUGAGAAAGGCCUUGGAAAAUAAUGAAAAUUACAAAAAGAAAAUUGCAGAUGGAAGUAUUUUCGACGGACUAGGAUUUGAACACUAUAAAAAACAAAUUGACACUUUACAGAGAGAAAAGGAUAUAUUGCAAGAAACUGUUACCAAACUUCAAAGUGCCUUAUCCAAAAUCAGAGACAAAGAAAAUGACACCUGCGAUCAAGUGAAAAGAAGUUUAGACGCUGCAGAACAAGCACAUUAUGAAAAAAAUGCUGCAGAAAUUGAAAUUCGACGAUUGAAAGAUGAAUUAGAUAGACAACAUGCUAAACUGAGAGACGCUAUUUCAGAUCAGAGUCGGCGUAUAUCAGAUGAACGAAGCGCUGUUGAGCGAAGAUAUACACAACAAAUAGAACAGUUGACUACAGAAUUAGGGGUUCAGUGGGAAACUACUAAUAAACUGCAGUUAGAAUUAGAUAAGCAGCGCAGAGAAAAUGGCGAUCUCCGAAGGGAGUUAGCACAAAAACAGGCUCUACUUGAUGGAAUGAAAAAAGAUAUGCAAAAUAAAAUAAUGACUUUACAGUCUGAUAUUGGAGUUAACGGAGCCGAGAAAAGUGCAUUAGAGCAACAAAUUGCUACUUUACAAAUGGCGACCGAGAGAAACGAAAGGCAAGCAAAGCAAGAGGUUACACGUUUACAAGCCGAAAUGCAAUCUCUAAGGCAGAGAUUGGAUAGGGCAGAUGCAGAUCUCAUUCACAGCCGCAGAGAAAAUAUACGUCUCACGGAACAAGUGGCUUCGUUGGAAAAAGAGAUUAAACUAAACUCUGCUAUGAACGAAGAAAAAAAUAAACAGUCUACGGGUGGAGAAAUUCUAGCCUUACCACCACCAAAAGACCAAGAUAAACAUUUGUCGUCACUGAUACAAGAUAUGGAAUCAAAACACGCGGCCACAGUAGCCGAACUCGAAGGCAUGAUCCAUUCCCAAAAUCAACUCAUGGACAAAUUAUCGUCUGAAUGUCACACCCUAACUCAGAAAUUGGAAGACGCCAGCACAAGGCAUAAGGAGGAAAUACGGGAACUACAAACUAGCCUAAAUCGUUUAAAUAAUAGGUUGUUAAAUCAGACACAAGUUGCCCCCUCCAGUGUCAAAGACGAGGAUUACAAUACAAUUAGCGAUUCAAGAACUGCACAGUCACAAGAUACGAGAAAAAACUCAGAAGUAAAUCACCCAAAAAAUUUAAGUCGCACUAGUAGCAGAUCAUCCGUAAAACAGGAUGUAAAUUUACCCCAAAAAACGAAUGAUGAAACACCAUCAUUUUAUCAGCCUCCCCAAGAAGUUAAUCAAUCUCCAAUAAAUAAAAAUAGCAACGAACAACCUGUCGAUUUCGAUACCAGUCAAGCUUACGUUUCUGAUCUGCAAAACCCAUCAAGUACAGAACAAAAUUAUGACCAAAAAUAUGUGGCAAAUGAUUCAGACUACAUGGAACAAAAUAAUUACGAACAAGUAGCCGCAGCAAAUCCAGAACUGUACCAAGUCGAUCCGUACGGAAACGAUUCGGUACAUCAGUAUGUUACCGAUCCAAACCAGCAGUAUUCCGCAGAAUCUAAUCAGGAAUAUAGUACAGACCCUAAUCAACAAUAUUCGACUGAUAUAGGUCACGAAUAUGCAAUAGAUCAGGAACAAACACAGUAUAUACCGGAUCCCGGUUACACAGGAGAUCCUCAACAAUCGUAUGCAGAUGACCCCAAUCAGCAGCAAUAUGGUGUGGAAACUUCAGAGGAACAAUAUGUAGAUAAUAGUAAUAAUCAGUAUUCUGAUCGUCAAUUUCAGUAUUAGAAUUUGGCAUAACUAAUUGGUUGUAAUUCUUUGGAAAAUAUAUUUUAGGUGAAUUGUUUAUCAUAACAACUUCACUAAAAAUAUGUUACAAUUUUAUUUCAAAUGUUACGAGUACAUUAGUUACAUGAUUGAUAUAGAAACUUACACUAUAUUCUGAUUUAUAUGCUGUUUAAUGAUAAUUUGAUGUUCUGACAAUUGUAUUCAAGAUAACAAACAUUUAACCACUUAAGUCCUCUUAUUUACACUUCGUAUAAAAUAAUAUGUACAAGCUUUUUAGAGUUUA
This is a messenger RNA of Zophobas morio, 2958 nucleotides long. RefSeq lists its product as uncharacterized. NCBI's taxonomy places the organism in Eukaryota, Metazoa, Arthropoda, Insecta, Coleoptera, Tenebrionidae. The record is from RefSeq and is a predicted model, not a curated record. Bases 30 to 2675 code for a protein of 881 amino acids. The transcript is spliced from 12 exons. Gene Ontology annotation, cellular component: centriole; centrosome. Gene Ontology annotation, biological process: establishment of cell polarity; centrosome cycle; neuron migration.